AUGACGAGCGACAACCUCAUCACGGAGCCAGCGCUCCUCUCCGUCCUGCAAGCAGCAGCACAGGCUCGCCAACAAAGUCUCGCCAUCCUCGACCUGCUGGAACAAUAUCACGCACGCGAUACCGAGACCACUCCAGAAUCUCUACUAGACGAUCAACUCGCCCUUUCCAAACAGCAGAAGACCCUCAAUACUCACCUGGCAAAAGUGCGUGGACUUAACAGGAAGGCUGUUCUGAGUGUGCGGGCGACGAAACAGGAGACGGCGGAAGCGAGGCAGGAGAUUGACAGUCUGCAUCUGUCUCUGCAGAAUUUGUACUAUGAGCAGAGGCAUUUGAGAGGUGAGAUUGGGGGGUGUGAUGGGUAUGAUCAUCGCUACAGACAGCUCCCAAUGGUCUCAGAGGAAGAAUACCUUUCACGCCACCCUGAUCAGGUAGACGCGACCGAGCACGACUUGACUAUCGCACGUAUCGAGGACGAACGUCUUGCCCGGCAGGAGUUAGAAGUGCAGAGGCUGGAAUUGGUCAAGAGAAAAGAGGCUCUGGCUAAGGAGACGCUGGCGAAGAAGGAGGAGCUAGGACGUCUGGACACUGCAAUGGAGAAAUGGCUUGGUGGUCAAGAUGCUGUCAGGAAGCUGUUCGAGGCGAGGGAGGAGAGUGUAGCCGGCAUCCCACAGCCGCAGACUGUCUGA
Molecule: messenger RNA, 687 nt
Organism: Recurvomyces mirabilis
Lineage: Eukaryota; Fungi; Ascomycota; Dothideomycetes; Mycosphaerellales; Teratosphaeriaceae
Exons: 2
Coding region: 1-687 (228 amino acids)
Biological process (GO): positive regulation of DNA-templated transcription, elongation; mRNA export from nucleus
Cellular component (GO): THO complex part of transcription export complex
Molecular function (GO): mRNA binding
Source: RefSeq, a predicted model, not a curated record